AUGGGAGACGAGGAGAAAGUGAAGAACGAGGCUCUCCAGAUAAUCGGGCAACACCAGAACUUGCCCACUCUUGUCGUCUUCGAUCUCGAUUACACUCUCUGGCCCUUCUAUUGCGAGUGCUGCGAUGAGGAUGAAAUGCCAUAUCUCUAUCCACAGGCCUCAGCCAUAUUAUAUGCUCUCAAAGACAAGGCCAUUUCCAUGGUUGUUGCUUCAAGGUCUCCAACUCCUGAUUAG
Molecule: messenger RNA, 234 nt
Organism: Prunus armeniaca (apricot)
Lineage: Eukaryota; Viridiplantae; Streptophyta; Magnoliopsida; Rosales; Rosaceae
Source: the annotation of a GenBank genome assembly